This is a messenger RNA of Pelecanus crispus (Dalmatian pelican), 1099 nucleotides long. NCBI's taxonomy places the organism in Eukaryota, Metazoa, Chordata, Aves, Pelecaniformes, Pelecanidae. The record is from RefSeq and is a predicted model, not a curated record.
AUGUUCAGGUUUGAUCCAGCAGAUGAAGACAAAAGAAAGAAACUGUGUGAGGGAAUUCUAAACAUCCUUGAAAAAGACACAAAAACUUCAUGUCAAGUUGCCUGCCUGGAGGCCCUCCGGAUUCUUUCCAGGGACAAGAAGGUUUUAGUGCCUGUAACCACGAAGAGGAACAUGCAGAUCAUUAUGAGGCUAGCAAAGCUGGGCGCUGUGGAAGAUCCUUUGGAGAGAGUGUCUGAAUUUCCUGUUAUAGUAGAAGCUUUAAAAUGUCUCUGUAACAUAAUUUUUAAUAGUGCUGUUGCACAGAAGCUCAGUUUGGAACUGAAUCUUGCAGCUAUGCUCUGCAAUCUUCUGGAAAAAUGCAAGGAGCAACAGUUCGUUGAUGACAUUAAAUGCUUUGAUUUGCGUCUCCUCUUCCUCUUGUCGCUUCUGCACACAGAUAUUAGAUCGCAGUUGCGUCAGGAACUACAAGGGGUGCAAGUUUUGACUCAGGCUUUGGAAAGUUCCCUGAGCGUAAGAUGGACAGAAGAAUAUAAAGCAGCAGAAGAUCAUGACAGGCCUCCUCUAUCUUUGCAAGAGACAGAUUGCGCCAUUGAGGCACUAAAGGCUCUUUUUAAUGUAACACUUGACAGUUGGAAUGUCCACAGCAAGACUGAAUCUCAUCAAUUUCGUUACAUGGCUGCCAUCCUUCGACACUGCUUAUUAACCACGGGCCCUACUGAAGACAAAACUGAAGAGUUGCACAGCAAUGCAAUCAACCUCUUAAGCAAUGUUCCCGUUUCUUGCUUGGAUGUUCUUAUUAGUCCGUCAUCCCAAGAGGAAACAGAUAUAAAAUACAAUGGUAUGAAUAUGGGAGCAAUUCAAAUUUUACUGGAUUUCAUGGAGAAAAGAAUAGACAAGGGAAGCAGCUAUAGAGAAGGUCUGACUCCAGUUCUCAGUUUAUUAACUGAAUGCUGCCGAACUCAUAGGAAUAUCAGGAAGUUUAUCAAAGCUCAGUGGCUCCUUGGUUUGGAUCUGGCCUUGCAAGAGCCCACGUCUGAGGAGUCAGUUGACCUACAACUACUGCACUGCUGGAGUACAGAGAAUGACAUUACAUUCAGAG